Molecule: messenger RNA, 309 nt
Organism: Nicotiana tabacum (common tobacco)
Lineage: Eukaryota; Viridiplantae; Streptophyta; Magnoliopsida; Solanales; Solanaceae
Source: the annotation of a RefSeq genome assembly
AUGUUGAGAUCAAAGGAAGGUUUUUUCGAUAAGCUAGGACCACUUCCAUCGCCUCCGACGGAAAGAGGAAUUCUAUCCAUUAAAGAAAGCCAAAAAUCCAGGAAGUCGCUAAGAAAUGAAGUAAAGAAAGCGGCUUCAAAAGAAAAGUCCCAAUUACAGUUUAAAAGGAUAGGAGUAAGUAAAAGGACAGUGAGACUGAGAAAAAUUCGUUUCAAAAGAGAGAAAAACAAAGCUGACGUUCGUUCUCUUCCUCUGUGCAUCUCUGUGAUGGGGCUCAUCAUAAGCUUUUUUUUCUCAAGCUCAUCAUAA